AUGCAUCCUCAGCAGCUGGUCAUCGCCUGGUUUUCCCUGGUUUUGCUGGCACCUCCCCUCAUGGCCAUAUGGGAACUGGAGAAAAACGUUUAUGUUGUAGAGUUGGACUGGCACCCUGAUGCCCCCGGAGAAAUGGUGGUCCUCACCUGCAAUACUCCUGAAGAAGAUGACAUCACCUGGACCUCUGACCAGAGCAGUGAAGUCCUAGGCUCUGGUAAAACUCUGACCAUCCAAGUCAAAGAAUUUGCAGAUGCUGGCCAGUAUACCUGUCAUAAAGGAGGCGAGGUUCUGAGCCAUUCGUUCCUCCUGAUACACAAAAAGGAAGAUGGAAUUUGGUCCACUGAUAUCUUAAGGGAACAGAAAGAAUCCAAAAAUAAGAUCUUUCUAAAAUGUGAGGCAAAGAAUUAUUCUGGACGUUUCACCUGCUGGUGGCUGACGGCAAUCAGUACCGAUUUGAAAUUCACUGUCAAAAGCAGCAGAGGCUCCUCUGACCCCCAAGGGGUGACUUGUGGAGCAGCGACACUCUCAGCAGAGAAGGUCAGAGUGGACAACAGGGAUUAUAAGAAGUACACAGUGGAGUGUCAGGAGGGCAGUGCCUGCCCGGCUGCCGAGGAGAGCCUACCCAUUGAAGUCGUGGUGGACGCUAUUCACAAGCUCAAGUACGAAAACUACACCAGCAGCUUCUUCAUCAGGGACAUCAUCAAACCGGACCCACCCAAGAACCUGCAACUGAAGCCAUUAAAAAAUUCUCGGCAUGUGGAAGUGAGCUGGGAAUACCCUGACACCUGGAGCACCCCACAUUCCUACUUCUCCUUAACAUUUGGCGUACAGGUCCAGGGCAAGAACAACAGAGAAAAGAAAGACAGACUCUCCGUGGACAAGACCUCAGCCAAGGUCGUGUGCCACAAGGAUGCCAAGAUCCGCGUGCAAGCCAGAGACCGCUACUAUAGCUCAUCCUGGAGCAACUGGGCAUCCGUGUCCUGCAGUUAGGU
Messenger RNA from Felis catus (domestic cat), 992 nucleotides. RefSeq names its product interleukin 12B (gene IL12B). Lineage: Eukaryota; Metazoa; Chordata; Mammalia; Carnivora; Felidae. Gene Ontology annotation, cellular component: external side of plasma membrane; membrane. The record is from RefSeq and is marked provisional. Gene Ontology annotation, molecular function: cytokine receptor activity; protein binding. Gene Ontology annotation, biological process: immunoglobulin mediated immune response; cytokine-mediated signaling pathway.